GUCCUUGGAUCUACCAAAAACCCCCUAAUUACAGCGUCGUAACACCCCCUCCUCUCCCAUCUCUCUUCGCUGUCUUUCGAAAAUACUCGAUUCUUCCUUCCUCCUCAUCUCUGUCACGCCCCCAUUCGAGAUCCUCGGCUAUAUCUCGCAGAUUUUUGAUAAUUUUGAAGGCAAUUCCUGCAAACUUUGUUGUUUCUAGGAAUAAGGGUUUGGCGGGAUCGAUUUGAAUGAUGUGGAGCUCAAUUGCUAACCUCAAAGAGAACCUCAAUAAGAUCGCGCUCGACGUCCAUGGUUCUGACGAAGAGCUUGAGAUCUACGGCGGCGAUGAGGAUUCUUCCGUUUCUGAUCGGCGAAGUUCUCACAGUUUCGCGCAUUCGAAAUCGGCCUCGCGCUCUCCGGUGGCCAAUGGGAUCGAUUCUCCUUUUACUCCCGAGAUUGAACAAUACAAAGCAGAAAUCAAGAAGCUUCAAGAAUCUGAGGCAGAAAUUAAAGCAUUGUCAGUUAAUUAUGCAGCUUUAUUAAAGGAUAAAGAGGAUCAAAUUUCCAGAUUGAAUAAAGAAAAUGGCUCACUGAAGCAGAAUCUGAAUACCUAUAGAAAUGACAGUUUGAAAUCAUCGGCAAAUAGCCCAAGUGUGUUCAAGGGCAAUGGCGAACAAUCACCCAAUCGACAGCAUAAACUUACAGCUCAAGUGAAGAACCGUCCUAGUGGGAACCCAAUAAACAAUGGCAUUCUGUCUAGACAGGAUGGACUAAGCAAUGGAAUAGCACGUGCUACUCAUCCUGAUAUUGAAAGUGAGAUGGAACUAAGAAAUGCAAAUAUGCUGGGUAAGGAAAAGGAGCCUGCAGUUUUGCUAGAAGAGAAAAACAAAUCCUUGGCAGCAGUAAAAGCUAGUUACGAGUCACCAAUUAAACAACUGAGAUUGGAACUUGAAAAAGAAUGCAAUAAGUCUGCAAUUUUAGAACUAAAAUUACAAGAUGAGUACAACUUGAAUGUAUCUGUUCGAGAGGAGCUCUCAUCUUUAAAAAGAGACAAGGACAAAGCAGCUGAUGAGAUGAGCAAAAUGCACAAUGAAUUGAAUGCAAAAAUAUCAGAAAUAAGACGCCUCCAGGUGGAGUUAAGUAGAAGGGAGGAUGAAGAUGCAGACGAUGUGGAGAAUUUGAAAAAAGUAGUUGCAUCUCUAGAAAAGGAAAAUGUGAAUCUUAAGAUGGAAAAGGGUGAACUUGAGGCUGCCUUAAAGACUAGCAGGAGCUGCUCGACCAACAAAACUUCUUCAGAUGUUUCAGAGGAUCCAAUUAAGCAUUCAAAUACUUUGAAUGAGUAUAACCAUCUGGACGAUCACUCAGCCACUGGUUGGACCAACCUUCAGCUCCCUAUCUGCCACUGGUUAGACCAACCUUCAGCUCCCGAUCUGGGUCAAGGACUGAUCCAGAAGGCACAUUCUCCUGGAAGUUAUUCUGGAAAAGAAGAGUUGGAGCUAAAUUUGCAGAAGUUGGAGAAAGAUUUGAAGGAAACAUGCCAAGAAAGGGACAAAGCAUUACAACAACUGACCCGUCUUAAACAGCACUUGUUAGAUAAGGAAUCUGAAGAAUCCGAAAAAAUGGAUGAGGAUAGCAAAAUUAUUGAAGAACUACGAGCAAAUAAUGAAUAUCAAAGAAAUCAGAUAUUACACCUGGAAAAAGCCCUGAAGCAGGCUCUUUCAAGUCUGGAGGAGGUUAAGAUGAUUAAUGACAGUGAACUUCAGAAGACCAGAGGUAUCAUUGCUGACCUAAAUAAAAAACUUGCACGCUGCAUGAGCACAAUAGAUGCCAAAAAUGUUGAACUUCUAAAUCUUCAAACUGCCCUCGGUCAGUACUAUGCUGAAAUUGAAGCGAAGGAGCGGUUGGAAGUUGAUUUGGCUUUGGCAAGAGAAGAAAUAGCUAAACUUUCUGAGUUCUUGAAGGCUGCAGAUCAACAGGCAGAUGUAUCGAAGAGAGAGAAGGAAGAAAUUUUAGCCAAGCUUUCACAAGCUGAUAGGAUGCUAGCGGAAGGGAAAAUAAGAGUGAAUAAGCUUGAGGAAGACAACGCAAAACUACGUCGUGCUCUUGAGCAAAGCAUGACAAGACUUAAUAGGAUGUCAAUGGAUUCAGAUUAUUUUGUUGACAGGCGUAUUGUUAUCAAGCUACUUGUUACUUAUUUCCUGAGAAACCACAGCAAAGAGGUUUUGGAUCUUAUGGUUCGCAUGUUGGGAUUCUCGGAAGAAGACAAGAAGAGGAUAGGCUUUGCCCAACAGGGUGCAGGUAAAGGUGUUGUUCGGGGUGUUUUAGGCCUGCCAGGCCGCCUAGUUGGUGGCAUCUUGGGAGGGAGUUCAGCUGAAGCACAUGCAAAUAUGGCUUCUGAAAACCAGUCCUUUGCAGAUUUGUGGGUUGAUUUCCUCCUCAAGGAAACCAAAGAAAGAGAAAAGAGAGAAUCUAAGGAGGCCAAUGGUGAAUCCAAGGAAGAUCCUGAUGGAAAAAGUCCCAGUGCUAUUGUGGCUACUCCACCAAGGCAUAGUGAGAAGGGCGUGGCUGGUGCUGUGACCGGUGCCUCAUUUUUGAAUAAGCCUAUGCCCCAGAAUUCAUACCCUCCAUUCUCUCAUGGAAAUCCAAUGCAGUCUGUACAUUCUGAUUUUGAGUUUUCGACAGUUCCUCUCACUCAAUCAGAGAGCAGUUCUCGGGUCUCGAGACCGCUCCCAAAAUACUGAAACAUGCAUUGAAUUGUGUAAUUAAUCAAAGGUAUAGGAAAUUUUUUAUGCAGCAAUCAUGUUUGCUGUUUGAUAUAAUUCUUUGAUCCAUGAAAUGAAAUGAGAAAGAGUUUGCCGCA
This is a messenger RNA of Malania oleifera, 2839 nucleotides long. Its product is annotated as golgin candidate 4. The record is from RefSeq and is a predicted model, not a curated record. Gene Ontology annotation, biological process: endoplasmic reticulum to Golgi vesicle-mediated transport; Golgi organization. The transcript is spliced from 16 exons. NCBI's taxonomy places the organism in Eukaryota, Viridiplantae, Streptophyta, Magnoliopsida, Santalales, Ximeniaceae. Gene Ontology annotation, molecular function: small GTPase binding. Gene Ontology annotation, cellular component: Golgi apparatus. The coding region runs from base 228 to 2720 and encodes 830 amino acids.